AUGAGCAAUCUCGACAGGGCUAUUGCGCAACUACGCGCUUGCCGGCCGAUUCCCGAAAAUGAAGUCCGAGAGCUUUGCCACCGAGCCCGAGAGCUGUUGAUAGAGGAGGGCAAUGUCGUCACCGUGACUGCCCCAGUGACGAUUUGUGGCGAUAUUCACGGGCAGUUUCAUGACCUGAUGGAGCUGUUCCGCGUCGGAGGAGACGUCCCCGACACCAACUACCUCUUCAUGGGUGACUUUGUCGACCGUGGCUUCUAUUCUCUCGAGUCAUUCCUUCUUUUGCUUUGUCUCAAAGUUCGAUACCCUGACCGCAUGACGCUCAUUCGCGGAAACCACGAAUCGCGCCAAAUAACAACUGUCUACGGCUUUUACGACGAAUGCUUGCGAAAAUACGGCAGUGCCAACGUCUGGCGAUACUGCUGCGACGUCUUCGACUACCUCGCUCUAGGUGCCAUCGUUCUUGGAGCGUCGAAUACGCUCUCCAACCAAGGCGAGCCCAUCGACGACGAAACGGAAAUUGAGGUCUGCGACCAAAACGGAUCGAUUAUUAGUCGCUUCUCACGUCAGCGGGGCCAGGCCAACAGUCAACGGCAACAAGGGCAGGCCUCAUCCAGCAGCGGAAGCGGUGGUGGCACAGGAGACAAGACGGGUCCACCAGGCUCUGGCGCCUCUGGCUCCAGCAACGGAAGUAUUGGCAACCCGGCAGGCGCGGUGCUCUGUGUGCAUGGCGGCUUGAGUCCGCUUAUCGACUCGGUGGACAAGAUCCGCCUUAUCGACCGCAAGCAAGAAGUGCCUCACGAGGGAGCCAUGUGCGACUUAUUGUGGUCUGAUCCAGACGACAUUGACGGAUGGGGCUUGUCGCCGCGCGGGGCCGGUUUCCUAUUCGGCGCUGAUAUUGUCAAGGUCUUCAAUCAUAGGAACGACUUGAGCCUCAUUGCGCGAGCCCAUCAGCUUGUCAUGGAAGGAUUUAAGGAAAUGUUUGAUUCCUCUAUUGUCACCGUCUGGUCUGCGCCGAACUACUGUUACCGCUGCGGCAAUGUUGCGGCAGUGCUCGAACUGUGCGAGGACGAGUCUGGCACCGGUGUCUUUGCGCGAAGCAACGGCGACGUUGGUCGCAGUGACGGCGGCGCCGGCGUCAAUGGCCGUGGUUUGAUGAUGGAGUCUGACACGCAUAACAUGCCAAACAAUGGACCGGCGAGACGCUACCGUGUUUUCCAAGCAGCUCCCCAGGACUCCCGCGGUAUGCCGGCGAAGAAACCUGUGGCAGACUACUUCCUCUAG
Molecule: messenger RNA, 1281 nt
Organism: Cordyceps militaris CM01
Lineage: Eukaryota; Fungi; Ascomycota; Sordariomycetes; Hypocreales; Cordycipitaceae
Product: serine/threonine protein phosphatase, putative
Exons: 3
Coding region: 1-1281 (426 amino acids)
Biological process (GO): double-strand break repair via homologous recombination; peptidyl-serine dephosphorylation
Cellular component (GO): nucleus; cytoplasm
Molecular function (GO): protein serine/threonine phosphatase activity
Source: RefSeq, a predicted model, not a curated record